This is a messenger RNA of Linum trigynum, 3777 nucleotides long. NCBI's taxonomy places the organism in Eukaryota, Viridiplantae, Streptophyta, Magnoliopsida, Malpighiales, Linaceae. The record is from the annotation of a GenBank genome assembly.
UGGCUUCGCUUCCUCGAAUUGCCACUGAAAGUAUCUUGGGGUCCUGACGGAGUGGGAAAUUUGAAGAAAGAAACUUUUAAUUUCCUCAUUCAAAGAAUGGAAAAAAUGGGGGAAGCGUGGAAAAGUCUCCUACUCUCUCAUGGUGGAAAAGAAAUCCUAUUGAAAGCGGUUAUUCAAGCUAUUCCAUCGUAUAUCAUGUGCCUGUUCUAUCUCCCAAAGGUUAUCACUAAGAGAAUGGACUCUCUUCUCAGUAACUUCUUUUGGUCAGGGUCUAUGCAGAAAAAUAGCCUCCAUUGGUGUAGGAAGGAAAUUCUCUGCCUGCCUAAGUAUGAGGGGGGUUUGGGCUUCAGGAGCUUCAAUGAUUUUAACCUUGCCCUACUUGCUAAGCAUGCUUGGCGCCUCCUCACGACCUCUGAGUCAUUGUGGAGCCAUCUCCUUAAAGGUUUGUACUUCCCUAGAGGUGAUUUUCUUAAUGCUAAAAAGGGAAGCAAAGCAUCAUGGAUCUGGGCUAGUCUAUGGGAGGCUAAAAAGGUGAUUGGUUUGGGAGCAGUUAGAGUGAUUGGAUAAGGUGAUGACACGUGGGUCGAUCAGGACCCUUGGAUCCCCACUUUGGAUAAUAGUGCUCUCAGGACUGGCCCCCAGAAUCAUCAAAAGGUCAACGAGUGGAUUGAUCAUGGAGAAAGGAAGUGGAAAUCGGAUGUUAUCCAGGGGCAUGUGUCUAGCUCAGAACUCGAAGCUAUCCUCAGGAUACCAAUCGGGGAGGAUGGAGCUGAUGAAUUUUGGGCAUGGAACUACAAUGAAGAGGGAAAGUUUACAGUGAAAUCUUCGUACCAUAUGAUUCACAGAGCCAACACCAAUACGCAACCAAGCGGGAAUACUAAAAAAUGGAAGUGGAUUUGGAGCCUUCACAUCCCCCCGAAGUUGAAAUUCUUUGUUUGGAGAUGCUCCAGGAAUGGGUUAGCAACGAAAGAGAGACUGCUUCAGAGGAAGUGUGCUCCCAAUUCUUCUUGUCAGGUGUGCCAGAACCCCGUCGAAUCCAUCAAUCACUGCUUGUUCCAAUGCCCCCAUGCCAAGGUGGCAUGGAAUGCUCUGUUUCCGUUUCUCCCUUUACCCCCUCAGGGAACCUUGUUCUUUGACUGGUUAUGUUCCCUUAAAGAUGUUGUUCAGCAUAGCUCCAUGAUCCAUAUUGUUUUCCUUUGUUGGAACAUUUGGAAGGCAAGGAACGAAUGCUCCUACAAGAGUAGAAUUCCGUGGCCUUCGAAGGUGUGCCAACUUACUUAUAAAGAGCUUAUUGAAUGAAAUUCGUGCCCGAGGUCCCCACCUACCCAGCCCUCCGUUCCCACUCAGCUCAGGGGAACCCAGUCUCAUAUGAAUCCACCGCCAAGUAAUCAGUCUUUGGUGAUUCACUGUGAUGGGUCGUUCAUUAGCGACUCCCAGUCGGCGGCAUAUGGUGUUGUGGUUGUUAACCACCAUGGACAAGUGUGUAAUGGGAGAGCUGAGAAUCUUCUUUGUUCCACCCCGAUUGAAGCAGAAACUAAGGCCCUUCUCGAAGGAGUGAAAUUAGCCCAAGAAUAUGGAUCUGAGUGUACGGUUCAAUCCGACUAUCAGGUGCUGGUGAAACCUUUGGAUAAUGAUAGCUCUCGAUGUCCAUGGAGGUGUGCAGCAUGGAUUGGAUCGAUUGUUUCUAUCCUUCGGACAAACCUUCUCAUCAAAAUCAAAGAAGUGCCCAAAACACUUAAUGUCAGGGCAGAUUGGGUAGCACGAUCAAAAGCUCGAGCAUCGCUUCCUGAUGAUUGGAUUAAUAUUCUUGAUCUCAUUUCUGAUCUUCUUUAAGAAUUAUAACCGAGUUUCUCGUCUUUCAUUUGUUUGGUGUAAUAAAAGUUGGUAAUCUUUGUAAAAAAAAAAAAACUCGCAUACACUCAGGGUCCCUUAGUCUUGCUGUAAUCGCCCACGAGUUCUCUCCACAUGAGAUGACUUUGAUUAGAAUGUUGGUCUCCAUAUUUGCAAUGAAAGGUUAAAUACACUUAUUUUUCUGUCAAGCGCAGAAUCGUCACUUGAAUGGACGUUUGAUUCGGAUUGAUCAUUUCUCAAUUUCGAAUAUGGAGAUAUUUCCACAAAUCCCCAUAUUUAGAAGAUAAUUCUUGUGUCCUGACCGUUGAAAUAAAGCCGAAAUCUCUAUGGAAUCUUCUAUAUAAUUCUCAGUCGGGCGAAGACAAACAUCACUCAAAAAAAUUAGGGAAGGCAAGACAAUGCAAACAAAUAAUGUUUUUAAUUUGCUUUUUGUUAAUACCUUAAUAUAUGAUUUUUUCUUAUCAAUAUCCACCCCACAAUUUAAGGUUGAACAUCCAAUUCGAAUUUCUCGAAUCCAACCAAAGCAAAAUUAGCUCAUUCGGUUUAUAUAAUUGAUGUUCUCCUUUAUCAAUUUGUUUCAUUCCAAACCAAUAAUCAGAAUUCUAACCCGAACUCCAAUUAUCAUGGUCCCACCGGACUUUGUAUGACCACUCUUCAUAAAGCUCCAAUUCCAAUACCUAGGCCCAUCCCCAUCCAUCUAUAAGCCCAACUUCCCAAGGGCCUAGACAAACACUCGAGCCCAACCCAUUUCUCACUCCCUUUGAGCCCGGACACCGGUUCUGAUAACAAGGGCCAAUCCCAAUCUCUAUUUUAAUCGAAAAAAUCGGGAAAAGGAAAAGAGAAGGAAAUAUUCAUAAAAAAAGAGAGAAGGAAAUGCGAGACCCAGUCUGGACUUAGGUAACCAGAGCGUAGAGCGGGAGCGAGAACGAGAGCGUCAAAGCGUUAAUAUUUAAAGAAUUCAAUAUUGACAGAGUGAACAAAGCGUCAAUAUUAUAAUAUUAUAUAUUAAUUAUUUUGUAAAAUAUAUUAUUUAACAAUCUCAAUGGAUGCCUACUACUACUUUCCUGCGACACCAGCUUCCCCAUUUUAGCCAGCAAGGACUUAUUUGCAAUUUCAUUUAAUUCAACUUUAAAUAAAUAAAUUAAAACUAGUAAAAAGUGUAAUGGGAUGGGAGCGAGUAAAUUCACCAUGACCAUCCAUUUUCCCCCAAAACAAAACUUAUAGGGUGUGCCUACGGUGACAUGCAUGUCACGGUGACUUGCACUUUCCGGUCGACUUCAGUUAGGAUUAGAUCGACCUUAUUUAGAAUUCGAUCAACCUCAUAUAGGAUCUGGUUGACCUCAUUUAGGAUUCGGUCGACCUCAUAUAGGAUCAGGUCGACCUAAUAUGUUGUUUCAGUGUAAAAACAGUCAUGGUGCCCUACUUUGGAUAUUCAUAUCCUACAAUUGGCUAGAUGGAAAUUGAAGACUAAUGACUUUUUUUCAAGCUGGAGUGUCCCUCUAUAUAUUGAAGUGAUUGAGAGCUCGAUAGGAAGUCCAGAAUACCAUUUUUGAACCUCAUCAAAAGGCUAUGCCAAAACUGGGAAACUGCCUGGAAAUGGCUCAAGUCUGGAAACGUGUUUAUGAAGCCUAUUUUGGAGCUCAAUUCGAGAAGCAUGAAUGCGAGUCGGGUCCAGGAGCCUCUACCACGUUAAAUUAGGUAUGUUUUUAUACAAAUUCAAAGCAUUGGAUGAAAGAUUGGAUAUAUGUAAGGCUUCAAACAAAGGGGUCGAAGUUGCUACAAAUAUUGUUUUUCUGGCAGACUUCGAGCACAAGCAAGCUGCCAGAAAACACCCUUCGUAGCAACUUCGAGCCUUUUGUUUGAAGCCUUAAAGAUAUUCAAUCUUUCAUCCAAUGCCUUUCCUUUGUAUAAAAAAACGUAAUUUAA